This is a messenger RNA of Podospora bellae-mahoneyi, 789 nucleotides long. RefSeq lists its product as uncharacterized. The coding region runs from base 70 to 639 and encodes 189 amino acids. Lineage: Eukaryota; Fungi; Ascomycota; Sordariomycetes; Sordariales; Podosporaceae. The transcript has 2 exons. The record is from RefSeq and is a predicted model, not a curated record.
CACCAAGGCACCCUCUGAGCUUCCAGACCAUCACCCACCACAACUAAACUCUUUCCCAACUCCAUCAUCAUGCUCACCAAGACAUUCUUCGCCGUCGGCGCUCUCCUCAUCCAGCUCGUCCACGGAGCUGCCGAGCCCCCCGUUUUCAGCUACUCCGUCGUCAAAGUCAAGUGGUCUCUCCCAGUCGACCCCAACAAACCCAACGGCGCCCGCGAUUUUGUCACCGGUACCAUCGAGGAGGCCAUCGCCCAGAUGGACGCCACUCACCCCGGCUGGAGCCAGACCUUCACCAGCAACAUCCAGACCGUGGAUCUUCACGCUUUGAUGGCCCGUGGCAGCAGCCCGAGAGCCAGUCUGCCAACUGCCACUUGGACAGUGGAAAAGGAGCUGCCAACUGUGUCGACAUCCGUGAUGGCGUCCGUUACCUUGGAUCCAUUGACAGCCCUGCCCCCAAUAGCUCCCCUCGCAGCUGCGGCCGUGUUAGCUGCGCUUACAACUCCGCUAUUUGGUGGUGCAAUGACAAUGACUCCGUCAAGGAAAUUGCCUGGAAGAAUAUUGCGAGCAGCGCCUGGUUUCUCCAGGACAACUGCUUGUACUACGAGGGAAGAACCGAGAAGGUUUCCGCCCAGGAGCUCAUGAAGGACAAGUGGAAUGUCUAUGUGACUGGUGACAGGUGCUAAGUUGAUCAGCAUUGCGGCAACAUGAGGGCUUGUUGAUGGAGGCGGAGCAACAGGCGGAUGAGCGGCCUGGACUUUGGAGAAUAGCGGCCUGGAGUGAUUUAGUCAGCAA